This is a messenger RNA of Pangasianodon hypophthalmus (striped catfish), 3344 nucleotides long. RefSeq names its product cytohesin 1a (gene cyth1a). Gene Ontology annotation, molecular function: guanyl-nucleotide exchange factor activity. Gene Ontology annotation, biological process: regulation of ARF protein signal transduction. NCBI's taxonomy places the organism in Eukaryota, Metazoa, Chordata, Actinopteri, Siluriformes, Pangasiidae. The record is from RefSeq and is a predicted model, not a curated record. The transcript has 13 exons. The coding region runs from base 417 to 1661 and encodes 414 amino acids.
UAGAGACAGAGAGAGAGAGAGAGGGAAAACACAGAAGCAGAGGCGGAGGCAGAAAGAGCGCUGAGUUUAAGACCCUAUGCACAUAGAGAGGAAGGCUGUGAUUGCAUGAUCGCAGAAAACUGAUGCAGAGAGACGUACUAGGAUUACCCCACACUCUCUGUCUCACUUCUUUCACUCACACUUGGACAAGAGGACAUUAAAAAAAAAAAAGCCUUAUGGAGAAGGAAGUAGCUUUGAGUAACCUUGGAGUAACCUGCUGAAAGUCCGCGACAAUGGCCACUGAACUGACUGUCACACACACUUAUCUUCUGACAGUGUGAAAUUGGAGAAGAGAAAGAGGACGUAACAGGAGAGGCGAGAGUGAGGACAAAUUUAGUGUUUCGGAAAAAAAUUAAACGCUUUCAUAGAGCAAAGUAAUGGGGACAGUGAGUGAACUGUGUGUGUCCAGCCUUCAGGCUUUCAUGUGUCCACCAGUGCCGAUCCCAUGUCCAGUGCCAGACGACCUCACGCCCGAGGAGCAGCAGGAGCUGGAGAACAUCCGGCGACGCAAGCAGGAGCUGCUGGAGGACAUUCAGCGUUUGAAGGAUGAGAUAGCCGAGGUGACCAGCGAGAUCGAGAACCUGGGCUCCACUGAGGAGAGGAAAAACAUGCAGAGGAACAAGCAGGUGGCAAUGGGCCGCAAGAAGUUCAACAUGGACCCUAAGAAGGGGAUUCAGUUCCUGAUUGAAAAUGAUCUUCUGAAGAACACCAGCGAUGACAUCGCUCAGUUCCUGUACAAGGGCGAGGGCCUGAAUAAGACAGCAAUAGGGGACUACCUCGGAGAGAGGGAUGAGUUCAACAUCCAGGUGCUGCACGCGUUUGUGGAGUUGCACGAGUUCACAGAUCUGAACCUUGUUCAAGCGCUCAGGCAAUUUCUUUGGAGCUUCAGACUGCCAGGCGAGGCACAGAAGAUCGAUAGGAUGAUGGAGGCUUUUGCCCAGCGCUACUGCCAAUGCAACCCGGGAGUCUUCCAGUCCACUGACACGUGCUACAUCCUUUCCUUCGCCAUCAUCAUGCUGAACACCAGCCUUCACAACCCCAACGUGAAAGACAAGCCCACUGUGGAGCGCUUCAUCUCCAUGAACAGAGGCAUCAAUGACGGCGGAGACCUACCAGAGGAGCUGCUACGAAACCUGUACGAGAGCAUCAAGAACGAGCCGUUCAAAAUCCCAGAGGACGACGGCAACGACCUCACACACACAUUCUUCAACCCUGACCGGGAGGGCUGGCUGCUCAAACUGGGUGGACGUGUCAAAACCUGGAAGAGACGAUGGUUCAUUCUCACAGACAACUGCCUUUACUACUUUGAGUACACUACAGACAAAGAACCCAGAGGAAUCAUUCCUUUGGAAAACCUGAGCAUCCGAGAAGUGGAGGACAAGAAGCCGAACUGCUUCGAGCUCUUCAUACCGGACAAUAAGGAUCAGGUGAUUAAGGCGUGUAAGACGGAGGCGGAUGGGCGCGUGGUGGAGGGCAAUCACACAUUCUACCGCAUCUCCGCUCCCACCACUGAGGAGAAGGACGAGUGGAUCAACAGCAUCAAGGCGGCGAUCAGCAGGGACCCGUUCUACGAGAUGCUGGCUGCCAGGAAGAAGAAAGUCUCCUCUAUGAAGAGGCACUAAACCUGCUCAGGGCGAUUCAGGGCUGUGUGAGUGCUCCCUCUAGUGGAGAGAACUGACACCUUGACUGGGAGGAUGAGACUGGUCUCCUUCCCACUGCCUACCCCCUUUCAAUAACGUAGUGUCUUUACUGGGACAGAAUGGGGUUUGAGGACUAAAUAGGACGUUGGAGAUUGAAAAAAGCCAGGAUUAGGCUCUUUAGUGCCCAGCAGGAACUGUGCCUCUGCUCCUCUUCCUGUUUAAAUGUCCCUCACCUCUCCUUCACCUCAGUGUCUGUGUGUGUGUGUGUGUGUGUGUGUGUGUGUGUGGAUACGUGUGUGCAUGUGUGAAGGGCAUUCUGUUUCAGGCUCUUCUCUUGAAAAUCCCCAAAGAAUCAAUCUCAGUCCUAAUGCUAAACCAAAAUGCACACUUUCUCUACCCUGUUUCUUUCUUAUCUAGAUUCUAUCUAUCCUGAUCCUUGAUCUUUCAUUUCUCUCUCUGUCUCUCUUUCUCCCUCUAUCUAUCUAUCUAUCUAUCUAUCUAGCUCGCUCUCUCUUUUAAACAUGUCUUAAACGUACACACACACACACACACACACACACACGUUCUCGUUUAAUCAGCAGGUCUGACAGAAUGUGGGUUACCAAAAAAAGGCCUCUCCUUGAUUUCAAAACAGGAAAGACCUUCUUGUAUGCUUUUUUUCGUUAUGUACAGGCAAUAAGUGUAUUUUUUACAUUUCUAUAUCCUCUGUAUAUUCUCUUUCUUCUCUCGUCAAUUUGACAAAUGUCACUGUAAAGCACCACAUGGCUUUCAUGAGAACUGGAAGAGGCGGUGUUUAGUGUACACAAUGUAGGAUGGGAGGCAGAUUUGCUCAUACACUCUCAGGCCAAAAGCAGGUGGACACAUGACCAUCACACGCAUAUGUGAUUCAUCCCCAAACUCUUGCCACAAAGUUGUAAGCACACAAUCGUCUUUGUAUGCUGUAUCAUUAAGAUCUCACUUCACUGGAACUAAGGAGCCUAAACCUGUUCCGGCAUGACAGUACCCCCUGGGCAUGCCGACUAACCGGCAGGCCUUCUCGCUCAUCAUCAGUCCCCUUGCUCUUGUAUCUGAAUGCUCCAGCUCCAAAUGAAUGCCCAUAGAUUUGGAAUGGGAUGUUCAACAAACACAUAUGGGUGUGAAGGUGUCCACAUACUUUUGGCCGUAUGGUGUAUGUCAAGAUAAGGAUGCUGGUGUAGGUUUUGUGUGUGUGUGUGUGUGUGUGUGUCUGUCUGUCUGUCUGUGUGUGGGCUCCUCCAGCUUCCUGUAUGCUAAAAGGCCGAACUGUUCUAGAAAUAGCCCCUUUUUACCUGCCCUGACAAGAGCGCAUGCUUUAACUUCACGCUUUCCUUUCUAUUUCCUUCUUUACAAUUUUACCAAGCUAGCAGUUUCCAUUCUUUGAGCAAAGUCGUACAUCUGAGCAGUAUUGGUUUAUUUAUCAAGGAUGUAUAUACUUCAGUGUAUAGUGAGUAUCUUUCUGCAUUUUAUAUAAAUAUGUGUGUGUAGCAAAUACAUUGUUAGCUGAGUGCCAUUUUUUCCAUUUUUUUCUUUCUUUUUUUUUUUUUUUUUUUGUUCCUCUUGAAAAUGUACCUUUGGCCUCACAGAUGUGUGUGAGCUCAGCCAUUUUUGGUAAAAAACAAAAUUACAAAAUAAAAUCUAAACACCAAA